This is a messenger RNA of Perkinsus marinus ATCC 50983, 1072 nucleotides long. RefSeq lists its product as hypothetical. The annotation marks the transcript as partial. Gene Ontology annotation, cellular component: cytoplasm. Lineage: Eukaryota; Perkinsozoa; Perkinsida; Perkinsidae. The transcript has 9 exons. Gene Ontology annotation, biological process: intracellular signal transduction; protein phosphorylation. The record is from RefSeq and is a predicted model, not a curated record. Gene Ontology annotation, molecular function: protein serine/threonine kinase activity; ATP binding.
AUGCCUACCGGGACGAAUGUGGCGAUGAAGGUAUAUGAUAAAAUAAAGCUAUUGGACCCACAGAAACGGAAGGGUGUUAAGCGGGAAAUCAAGCUGCUGGAGCGGAUGUCGCAUCCCAACAUUAUUCAUUUCCACGAUGCUUUGGACUCUACUCGGCAAAUCUUCAUCGUCACCGAAUAUGCUGGUGGCGGUUCCCUGCAUGCUCUGCUGAAGCGAAAACCUGGUCGACGACUUGAUGAGGCCACUGCUGGGAAAAUAUUCUUGCAGGUCGCACAGGGUGUCAAAUACAUGCAUGAUAGAUGCAUUGUUCACAGAGACUUGAAACUCGAGAACAUACUCAUUGUUGGCAAUACUUAUGAGUCCUUCGGUGGCCCGGCAGCGUUAGCAUUUGGCCGUGGGAAGUCCUCAACGUCCCGACCAGGAGUCGACACAAGAGGUCUCAUCACGAAGCCGAAACAUUCGCCUUUCCACCCACAAGUUCAAACCAAUGGAAAGCUCCCGAGCUCUGACUGCACCUACCACGUUUCCGGUCCCCAGAUCAAGAUCAUAGAUUUCGGUUUUAGUACAAUCGUUCCGCCGGGAAAGAAAAUAAAAGUUUUUUGUGGAACUCCGUCGUAUAUGGCGCCCGAGAUAGUGCAGAAGCGAGAAUUUCACGGGAGUUGCGCGGACAUCUGGGCUCUGGGCAUCCUUCUUCACACGUUCCUGGCUGGGUGUUUUCCCUUCAAGGGGUCCACUGACAAGGAGUUAUAUAGGAAGAUUGCUAGAGGAGUGUUCGAUGUGCCAAGCCACAUUUCCCACAAAGCCCAAUCGCUCAUUUGCCGGCUACUGCGGAGAGACGCUGAUAAGCGACCGGCCAUUCACGAUGUCGUACAUGCAGAUUGGCUUCAGCAUCUCCUCACCGAUGAUCUCGAUCCUGAAGAGAGCAGCAGUUUGCUCUGUACCAGCGGCGGUGUUGAAACUAAUGCAUCGACUACUUGCGCCACUGGCGGCGGAUUCGGAAGCUUCACCACCACAUGGACUCCUACGCGGAAAAAAACCACGAGCGAAGAGCGAAAGGCGUUUCGAGGCAUGA